Phytophthora sojae is the source of this 1484-nucleotide messenger RNA. RefSeq lists its product as hypothetical. Gene Ontology annotation, biological process: protein phosphorylation. The transcript has 5 exons. Bases 144 to 1484 code for a protein of 446 amino acids. Gene Ontology annotation, molecular function: ATP binding; phosphatidylinositol binding; protein serine/threonine kinase activity. NCBI's taxonomy places the organism in Eukaryota, Oomycota, Peronosporomycetes, Peronosporales, Peronosporaceae. The record is from RefSeq and is a predicted model, not a curated record.
AGAGGGCGAGGCGAAGGCGGCGCGCGAACAGCAGCAGCUCCAUCCCCCACCUCCACCACUACGGAAACCUCCCCCCCCCGGUCUGCAUACAGUUGCAACACAGAACUGUAACCUCUAGGGCUGGACAGAGACGACGGCAAAAGAUGAGCGACGACUACCGCGGGCCCAAGUUCGUGGGCAUCAUGGGCCACGACAACGUGAGCCACAACGGCAGCAAGACGACCGUCUACUUCGUGCAGGUGCAGGUGCCCGAGGGCAUGUUCAUCGUCAAGCACCGCUACCACGAGUUCAAGGACUUCUACGACAAGUUGUCAGGUGAGGGGUACCGCUGCCCCGCGCUGCCGCCCAAGAAGUUCCUGGGCUCGUUCAACAAGGAGUUCAUCGAGAAGCGCCAGCAGGAGCUGGCCAACUGGCUGCACCUGCUGUGCCAGUUCGACCCGGCCUCGGGCAAGUCCGACCCGCGCUCGUCCGAGCUCUUCAAGGAGUUCAUGCUGACGAACAAGGAGCCGCUGGAGAAGUACCAGGGCACCAAGGCCAUCGCGUACGACGCCGCGCCUUCGUCGCAGUCGGACGACAAUGAGACGGCCAUGUACAACACGCCCAAGACGUCGCUGGACGACUUUGAGCUGCUCAAGGUCAUCGGCAAGGGCUCGUACGGCAAGGUGACGCUCGUGCGCAAGAAGGAGGGCAAGCGCCUGUUCGCCAUGAAGUCGCUCAACAAGUCCAACGUGAAGCGCCGCAACCAGGUGGAGCACACGCGCACGGAGCGCCGCGUGCUGGGCCGCGCCAAGCACCCGUUCAUCGUGCACCUGCACUACGCCUUCCAGACGUCGCAGAAGCUCUACUUCGUGCUGGACUACUGCCCCGGCGGCGAGCUGUUCUUCCACCUGUCGCGUAUGGAGAAGUUCGAGCCCAGCAUGGCCCGAUACUAUUGCGCCGAGAUCACGCUGGCCCUCGAGCACCUGCACGACCUGGGCGUUGUCUACCGUGACCUCAAGCCCGAGAACAUUCUGUUCGACUCCGUCGGCCACGUCUUGCUGGCCGACUUCGGACUUGCCAAGGAGGGCAUCACUGACGGCGCUGAAGGCACGAACUCCAUGUGUGGAACUCCCGAGUACCUGCCUCCUGAGAUUCUGGACCGCGUCGGCCACGGCACGGCCGUCGACUGGUGGGCUAUGGGCAUGGUGCUGUACGAGAUGUUGACGGGUCUUCCGCCCUGGUACACGCGCAACCGCCAGAAACUGUUCGACCGCGUGCGCAAUGCUCCUCUUACGUUCCCGGACGACGUGGACCCCGUGGCUCGCGACUUUAUCAGUGGCCUGCUGCGACGCGACCCGAACGCGCGCCUAGGUAGCAAGAGCGCCGACGAGGUGAAGAACCACCCGUACUUUAGCGGCAUGAACUGGCAGGACCUGUACGACCGCAAGAUCCCGCCGCCGUUCAACCCCACCCACACGUUUGAGUACUUCUCGCAGAGCCUGUAG